UUAAAUGAUACAUGUAAAAACAAGACAAGGGUUCGACAAGAAUUAAAAAAUGAACAAGCUAAUUUUGCUAAAACUAAGAUUCAGUUGGGAAAUAUUAAGGUAGAAAACCAACAGUUAAAGAAAAAAAUUAAGGGAUUAGAGAAUAAACUGGCUAUUAAAGAGCAGGAGUAUAAUAAUUUGAUUAGUGAGAGAAAUCAAGAAAGGGAUCGAGCUAAUAUGUGGGAAAAGCAAUAUUAUAUAUUGCAGGAUCAGAAGAAAAAGUAUCAGAUAUUAUAUAAAGCAUGUGUUAAAAGUCACAGUAAUUAUAAAUCUGUAAAAAAAGAGUUGGAAAGAAUUAAAAAAGAAAAUAUAGAGUUAAAAAAGGAAAUUAAUAGAGUUCAAAAUGAGAAAAAACAGAUUAAUCUAAAGAUUAAAAAGUUGGUUAAGCAAGUGGUAUUGUUGGUUAAGCAGAUGCCUCCUCAACUGCUUAGUAAAAUCAUUGAAUAUCUAGAUAAGUUAACUGAAGCUGGGAAUAAUAAUUUUUAUAAGCAAAGAAGUUCAAUAGUAGUGCAAGAGGCCUAUGAAGCUCAACAAGCAAUUAUCAAUGAGAAAGAAGAUGAUGCGGUACUCAAGGGUCAAAGACUUCCUUGA
This is a messenger RNA of Dentiscutata heterogama, 630 nucleotides long. NCBI's taxonomy places the organism in Eukaryota, Fungi, Glomeromycota, Glomeromycetes, Diversisporales, Gigasporaceae. The record is from the annotation of a GenBank genome assembly.